UAAGCACUAAAAUCCGAAAAUUUUAAAAUGUAAAAUUUCCAUUUAUUAAGCACCGAAUCCGAUUUUUUUUUUCUUUUUUUCAUAACACACUUAACAAUUCCUCUCUCUCUCUCUCUCUCUUGUCAGAAUAAAGAAAAAAAGAAGACGAUUUUUUUUUCGUAGAGGUGAAGGGUUUUGAGGGCCUAUAUGUCCCUCAAUCAAUCAAGGUUUGAUAAAAACGAGUCGCAGUUUAGAAAGCCAGGUGGUGGACGAUCUGGUUCUAAUCCUGCUGGUCAGCAAAGGAAUUUUUCGGGUGGUCGUGGACGAGGCGGUGUUGGCGCCCCAACCACUUCCACCGCUCCGCUGAUUUCCAAUAAUCGGAGUUAUAAGAAGGUUGUCAAUGCUCAAGGUGGGCAGUCUCGAGGAAAUGCUGGACCUGUGAAUACAUCAUCAGAUUUAAAUGCUGCUACUGGUUUGCGUUCCGUGGAGAAUGCUGGCCAUGUACAAUCUACAUUACAAGCAGUGCCAAAUGCUCCUACUCCAGCUGUCAUUCCCAAACCUGCUGAUCCAGCUUCUCAGAAGCCUAGCUGGCCACUACCAAAGGCUCCUCCUUCUCAAUCGUCCUCCAUGAAUUCAGGCUCUGCAAUGCCUUCCACCCCAUCAAAGGGUGGUGGAGCAAAGGGGUUUCCUUUACAAUUUGGAUCCAUAAGUCCAGGUUUAAUGAAUGGCAUGCAGGUGCCUGCUCGAACUAGCUCAGCUCCGCCUAAUUUGGAUGAGCAAAAGCGUAAUCAGGCUCGGCGUGAUGCUUCAAGGGCCAUCCCAGCAAUUCCAUUACCAUCUGCUCCCAAGCAGGAAUUGCCCAAAAAGGAUGUUUCAGUUGCUGACACCCCUAUUUCUCAAGAGACUAAUUUUAAGUCCAAAAAAGAUGUGCAAGUGGCAUCUAUAUCUCCUUCAACACAAUCACAGAAGCCUUCUGCUCCUCCUACAGUAGGGAUAUCUCAACCAAAGCCUUUUCAUCAGCCCACUGUUUCCAUGCAGUUUGGUGGACCUAAUCCGCAAUUUCAGUCUCAAGGCAUGCCAACUAGUUCGCUUCCAAUGCCAAUGCAGAUGCAAUUACAGAUGGGAAACCCUUCCCAAGUUCCACAACAAGUUUUUCUGUCUGGUCUCCAACAUCAGCUUAUGCAAACUCCUGGAAUUAUGCAUCAUGGCCAGAAUUUGGGUUUCAGUGCACAGCUUCCACAACUUCCACAUCAAUUAGGAAAUUUGGGGAUGAAUAUAACUAAUCAGUAUAAUCAACAGCAGGCUGGUUUAUCUGGAAAUACACGCAAAACAGUAAAGAUAACUCAUCCAGAGACGCACGAGGAAUUGAGACUAGAUGGUAGAGAUGGUGGAUCAACAGCAUCACGGCCACAUCAAAUGGGGCCCUCACAGUCCCAACCAGUACCUUCUUACACUGGAGCUCAUCCCAUGGGCUACUAUUCUAACUCUUAUUCAACGGGCCCCCAAUUUUUUGCAGCCCAAAAUUCAUUGCCUUUGACAAGUGCACAGUUAAAUGCUAGCCCCCAGGGACCCAGGUUUAACUAUUCUGUUAGCCAGGCACCUCCAAAUAUGCCAUAUAUCAACCAAUAUACAGCUAAUUCCUAUUCCGUCAAUAGAGGGGCUUCAGUGCAUGGCACUCCUGAUGCUUUCAGUUUAGAUCAUGUACGAGAUGCUCAGACUGUGGUUCCUUCAUCGCAAUCUACUUCAGUCCCUGUGACUGUGAAACCUGCUUCUGGGGAUAAGGCUAUAAAGUCAACUGCUAAUGUAAGACCUGAGCAGGCUAAAGGUGAGAACCAAGUUGUGAAGCCGAAGCCAACUGCUGUCCAUUCAAAACAUUCUGUUGAUAUGCCAGCUUCUGUUGUAGCUGACAGCUCAAGUCAAGUAGCAGCAUCUACUGUUCCUGGCUUGGUUUCCAGAGAAGAAUCAUCAGCUAUUACGCAACCAAAUGUUGCAAAGAGGGAAGUUGUUGUCAAGUCUGUGUCUGUAGGGGAUGUUGAAAAGCAACACCCGGACAAGAAGGGAUUGUCUGAAUUGUCACACCAGGUUGAGGAGCAUUCUGAUUCCAGAGUGUGUCAGGAGCUUGCUGAUUCUUCUGAGGCUAUGGCUUUUGAAUACUCAAAAGCUAAAAAUACUCAUUUAUCAGGCUCUAAGGUGGUUGUAUCAGAAGCUGUUCAGACAUCCCCUGUAAUUGCUUCUGCUGCACCAACUGAUGUUGAUGCUGUUGAUGUUGGUUCUGAAAGCUCAUCUCAUCCAUCUGAAGUUCAUGAAACCCAUUGUGCUGUAGAUAAGGCAGCUAAAGAACAGAAUACAAAACAAAGUGAUCUUCCUUCAGAGAAAACCACAGAAAAAUCUCCAGAUGGAAAACUAGAAGGGGAUAAUGAUUUAAGAGAGACUGUGAUCGCAGAUACUGCCAAAGAGAAUGAUCAAGAUGCACAAUCAAAGAAUGUUGAUCAUGCGAAAGGUUUGUCGGAUGCAUCUCAGCAAGGGGCUGAUGCAAGCUUUUGUGAUGAAGCUGCUACAAUGUCCACAGAAAAGUCUUCUUCUGUUGUAUCUGAUGGAUGUAGCAUCUCAGAUUCAAGCAUUUUGUCAGGAGCCACAGACAGUGUCAGUUGCAAAAGUAACGAUGUUUCUAAAUCUGGUAUGUCAGAUAAGGAGACCAUCUCUGUUUCUGAGAAUCUUGUAGAUGCACAUUUAGAGAAUGAAGGGGAAGUUGUGGAUAGCCCAAGACCGAAUUCAUCAUCAGGUACUUUUUCGGGCUCUUCCAAAACUUCUGUAGAACCAAAUAAAAUGAAUCGAGGCAAAAAGAAGCGGAAGGAAAUGCUUCAGAAGGCAGAUGCUCAGGGGACAACUUCUGAUCUUUACAUGGCUUAUAAGGGACCAGAGGAAAUGAAAGAGACUGGUGUUGCUGCAGAAUUUACAUCUGCGGUCAAUACGAUGGAGGUAUGUAGUGAUGAAAAGCUGGAAGAGAGUAGAGGUGUAGACAAGGAUGAGCAGAGUAAAACUGAACCUGAUGAUUGGGAAGAUGCUGCUGAAAUUUCUGCCCCAAAAUUGGACUCCUCAGUUAAGGGUGAUAGUGGAGGCUCAGUUCAUGAUGAAGAUGGAGUCACAUUAAAAAAGUAUACUAGAGAUUUCCUCCUUACCUUCUCUGAUAAAUGUACUGAUCUUCCAGAAGGAUUUGAAACUACUUCUGAUAUGGUUGCCUUAAUGUCUGGAAAUAUCAAUGUUUCUCGUAGUGAUCAAGAAUAUCCUAGUCCUGGAAGAAUCAUAGAUAGGCCAACUGGAGCUGCCCGGUCUGAUCGGCGUGGGGGUGGGAUGGGGAUGAUGGAUGCUGAUAGGUGGAAUAAACAGUCCGGUCCUUUUCUCCCUGUUCGGGAUCCUGGGAUAGAUCUUGCUUAUGCAACCAGUAGCAUGGGAUAUCGUGGUGGUCCAGUGCCUAACUAUGGCGUGCUCAGGAACCCGCGGCCGCCAGGUCCGGUUCCACAUGCCGGGGGGAUCUUGUCUGGUCCAAUGCAUUCGUUGGGCUAUCAGGGAAUGCAAAAAAAUAACUCUGAUGCUGAUCGUUGGCAAAGAGGUGGAAACUUCAAUAAAGGUUUGAUGCCUUCUCCUCAGGGACCUUCCCCUGUGAUGCACAAAGCUGAGAAAAAGUAUGAGAUAGGUAAAAUAUCUGAUGAAGAAGAGGUGAAGCAGAGGAAGUUAAAGGGUAUACUGAAUAAAUUGACUCCACAGAACUUUGACAAACUGUUCGAGCAAGUUAAAGAAGUUAAUAUUGACAAUGAUGUGACUCUGAAUGGAGUGAUCUCUCAGAUCUUUGACAAGGCUUUAAUGGAGCCCACAUUUUGUGAAAUGUAUGCAAAUUUCUGCCAACAUCUUGCCUCUGAACUGCCAGAAUUAAGUGUUGAAAAUGAGAAGAUCACCUUCAGGAGAUUGUUACUGAACAAGUGCCAAGAGGAAUUUGAGAGGGGAGAAAGAGAAGAACAAGAAGCCAAUAAGGCUGAUAAUGAAGGUGCAGAUGAGCCUAAACAAUCCGAAGAGGUAAGAGAAGAGAUGAGACUGAAAGCUAGGAGACGUAUGUUGGGCAAUAUAAGAUUGAUUGGGGAGUUGUACAAGAAGAAAAUGUUGACUGAAAGAAUAAUGCAUGAGUGUAUAAAGAAGUUGUUAGGUGAAUAUGAAAAUCCAGAUGAAGAAAACAUUGAGGCCUUGUGCAAAUUGAUGAGCACAAUUGGGGAGAUGAUUGAUCAUCACAAAGCCAAGGAGCAUAUGGAUGCCUAUUUUGAUAUCAUGGGUCAAUUAUCAAACAAUAUGAAGUUGUCUUCUAGGUUAAGAUUUAUGUUGAGGGAUGCUAUUGAUCUAAGGAAGAAUAAUUGGCAACAGAGAAGGAAGAUUGAAGGACCUAAGAAGAUUGAGGAAGUGCAUCGUGAUGCUGCUCAAGAAAGGCAAGGACAAGCAGGCCGUUUAAGUCGUGGUCCCAGUAUGAAUUCUGCAGUGAGAAGGGGCCAACCUAUGGAGUUUGGUUCUCGGGGAACUAUGUUAUCUUCUCCGAUUGGGCAGAGUGCCGGUUUCAGAGGUAUGCCUGCUCAGGUUCGUGGGUAUGGUGGACAUGAUGUUCGGAUAGAUGAAAGGAGCACUUAUGAAAGCCGUACCCUUUCAAUGCCAUUGCCUCAGAGGCAAUCAAGUGAUGAAUCUAUUACUUUGGGACCCCAAGGUGGGCUGGCUAGGGGGAUGGUAUAUAGAGGGCCACCAAGUGCGUCAAGUUCACCUUUGUUAGAUAAUACUCCUUCCUAUGGUGAUUCUAGAAGAAUGCUAGGUGGUUUGAAUGGCUACAAUAAUGUGUCAGAGCGUGGAGUGUAUGGCUCAAGGGAACAUCACCUUGCGAGGAAUGCUUCUGAUAGAUUUGCCACUUCUAUUGCAUAUAAUCAGUCUAAUAGUCAAGAGGUUAAUGCAAACAGGGAGUCCAGAUACUCUGAUCGGAAUUCAGACCAGCCUAGGCCAAUAACCCCACCUGCACCACGGGCUGCCCCGGGUCACGAUAUUGUUUCGGAAGGAGUAUGGCCUGAGGAGCGCUUAAGAGACAAGUCUAUUGCAGCAAUAAGGGAGUACUACAGUGCCAAAGAUGAGAAAGAAGUUGCUCAUUGCAUUAGAGAAUUGAAUGCGCCAGGAUUUUUACCUACAAUGAUAUCUAUUUGGGUCACUGAUUCUUUGGAGAGGAAAGACUUGGAGCGGGAUAUGCUUUCAAAGCUGCUUGUCAACCUUACAAGAACUCAAGAAGGCAUAUUUAGCCCUGGCCUGCUCGUUGAAGGGUUUAAAUCUGUAUUGAGCGAGUUGGAGGACACUGUCACUGAUGCCCCCAAAGCACCGGAAUUCCUUGGACGAAUAUUUGCUCGUAUUAUAAUAGAAAAUGUAAUACCCUUGAAAGAUGUCAGUCAGAUAGUGCGCGAUGGUGGGGAGGAUGGUAGUCUUCUGGAAGCAGGGUUGGCAGCUGACAUUAUUGGGAGUGUGCUGGAAAUGAUCAAAUCCGAACAAGGAGAAUCUGUAAUGAAUGAGAUUCGAGCUAGCUCCAAUAUGCGUUUAGAGGAUUUUCGACCCCCAGAACCAAUUAGAUCACGUAAAUUAGAGAUGUUUAUUUAGGGAUGUUGAUUAAAUUUAAAUGUUUGUGCUUAGAAAAUUGAACUGUUAUCAUUCGAGGCACAGUCAUAAAAGAGUAGUGAAAAUUUCUGACAUUUUUAUGGGCGGAAUGGAAGUUAAUAUGUGGCAAUUCUUAAUUGCAAUUUCAAUAUGUUAUUUCUGUAAGCCAAUUUUUGUUUAGCAAUACGAUAUCUGUCUUUGGUCU
Messenger RNA from Amaranthus tricolor (Joseph's coat), 5845 nucleotides. Its product is annotated as eukaryotic translation initiation factor 4G-like. NCBI's taxonomy places the organism in Eukaryota, Viridiplantae, Streptophyta, Magnoliopsida, Caryophyllales, Amaranthaceae. The transcript has 10 exons. The coding region runs from base 187 to 5643 and encodes 1818 amino acids. The record is from RefSeq and is a predicted model, not a curated record. Gene Ontology annotation, cellular component: eukaryotic translation initiation factor 4F complex. Gene Ontology annotation, molecular function: translation initiation factor activity; mRNA binding; protein binding.